Messenger RNA from Yarrowia lipolytica CLIB122, 321 nucleotides. Lineage: Eukaryota; Fungi; Ascomycota; Dipodascomycetes; Dipodascales. The record is from RefSeq and is a predicted model, not a curated record.
AUGAAAAUAAUCAACAUGUUGUCUUUGGGGGGCAACACUCUGACCGGCAACACUCUGACCGGCAACACUCUGACCGGCAACACCCUGACUGGCAAUACUUCGACCGCCUCUCACUUUUCAUCAUUAAUCCUCGCCCAUUUCCUCAACAACAUUCCUUCUUCGAACUCUGCUCAUCUUCGAACUCUGCUCAUCUUCGGGCUCUAUCUUCCUGCUACUCUCUUCCAGUUCCCCUGGCAUACCUCCAACAUCCAUCACCAAGACCAAUACAUACAUGUUUCGUCUCGAUGCGAUCAAUAUUCUCUUUUGGAAUGCAGAGGGUGA